This is a messenger RNA of Dicentrarchus labrax (European seabass), 3735 nucleotides long. RefSeq names its product nephronectin a (gene npnta). Gene Ontology annotation, cellular component: membrane. The transcript has 13 exons. The record is from RefSeq and is a predicted model, not a curated record. Gene Ontology annotation, molecular function: calcium ion binding. Bases 569 to 2317 code for a protein of 582 amino acids. Lineage: Eukaryota; Metazoa; Chordata; Actinopteri; Moronidae.
AUUUCCAAAAGCAUGCGCGGCACGGAGCUGCAUCUGGAGCCUCUUCCUCCUCUCGGCUGUGCGGGGCACGGCGUUAUAUUAAAAGUCUGGCUGGAUAUCCGCCGUGUUUUUGGCCGCUGCUUAUUGGAAAGACGGGGAGAUAAGGUCUGACUGCAGUGAGGGGCUGUUGGUUGGAGAGCCUGCUGACUGAACUUGUGAGGAGAGGAGAGAGGGGGAGCUGUGCGCUCUCUUCCCGGCAGAGUGCGUCCCGCUCCACACACACACACGCACACGCGCACACACACACACACACACACACACACACACACACACACACUACAAACACACACACAGAGACACACAUUGGGGUCACUACUUCAAGACAGCGGACUGGUUUUACUCUCGCACCUCCUGAAUAUCGCACAUGAGCAGUGCGAAGGACGCCGGCAGACCCUGUUCUACCUACCUGUGCGCCUUCAGCGUGCGUCAAAGAAACUCUUCUGUUUACGUCUAAUUGUUUCCUCCGCGGUUUCCUACCCAGUGCUUUUGGAUUACGGAGAAUAACAAGCAGCGUGCAACUCCCGAAAUCAUGGAUUUAUGGAUAAAGUUGAUGUUAUUGUACAGCUGCUGCUUUGGGGCAAGCGCAGACUUUGAUGGCAGGUGGCCACGGCAGAUGGCAUCGUCCAACGGCCUGUGUCGAUAUGGGGCCAGGGUGGACUGCUGCUGGGGAUGGACACGUCGUUCCUGGGGUCACUGCCAGCCUCUCUUCGCCUUAACUCACAGAGUAGCCGGGAUAAGGUGCCAGCCCCAAGCUCUGUGUCAGCCUGGCUGUAAGCACGGAGACUGCGUGGGACCCAAUAAAUGCAAGUGCCACCCCGGCUUCACCGGCAAGACCUGCAAUCAAGACCUGAAUGAGUGUGGGCUGAAGCCGAGGCCUUGUAAACACAGGUGCAUGAACACAUAUGGGAGUUACAAGUGCUACUGCCUCAACGGCUACAUGCUGAUGCCUGACGGGACCUGUGGAAAUGCUCGAACUUGUGGAAUGGCCAACUGCCAGUACGGCUGCGAGGUGCUGAAAGGAGAGGUCCGAUGUCAGUGUCCAUCGCCGGGGUUACAGCUGGCUCCGGAUGGAAGAACCUGUGUUGAUGUGGAUGAGUGUGCAGCAGGAAUAGCAGUGUGUCCCAGGUUCAGGAAAUGCAUCAACACCUUUGGUAGCUACAUCUGCAAGUGCCAUGAAGGCUUUGACCUGCAAUACAUCAAUGGGAAAUACCAGUGCAUAGAUGUGGAUGAGUGCUCUUUAGGUCAGAGCCACUGCAGCAGCUUCGCCACCUGCUACAACACGCCAGGUUCAUACAAGUGCAAAUGCAAAGAUGGCUACAGGGGGAUGGGCCACGACUGCAAACCCAUUCCUAAGGUGGUUAUUGACCCCCCGAGACCAGGCAAAGUGCCUCCAAAUCAUCACAACCGCAUCCCUGACAUGGAUCAGAAGAGGACCACCACCCGCCCACCAGUGACUCAAAGGAGAUUCUUCACAACAACCACAACAACGACCAAAGCACCUCUGCCUCCAAAGAGGGUCACCCCUCCUCCGCGCAAACCAGCAGUUCCCACCCGGAAGCCCUUUGUCCCAACCAGGAAACCACUAGCACCCACACGCAAGCCCUACAUCCCACCAAAGCCAGUGGCUCCCACCAGACUCGCCCCAACACCACCAGCAGCUACACCAGUAGACAACACCAUCCAGAAGGAGGUCACCAAACAAAGAGGGGAUGUCCACAUCCCUCGGAACCACGGCCAUAACACCGUCCUCGGCAUCGACUUUGACAUUGAGCUUGGUAACACGGCAGAUGAAGCCAAGGACGACCCAGAGUCCGGGUAUCUGAGCUGCUCCUUUGAUGAUGGUCUUUGUGGUUGGAUCAGGGACAAAGACGGAGACCUGCACUGGGAGACGACGCCCGAUCCGUCAGGUGGACGGUACCUCACCAUUCCCGAGGUAGGCAACAAGAGGACUGGGCGUGGGGCCCGGCUGGUCCUCCCACUCACCCCACCCUGGAACGACGGCAAUCUGUGCCUGUCGUUCCGGCACAAGCUGGCAGGACACCAUGUGGGCAUGCUGCAAGUGUUUGUGAAGAAGGGAAAGCAGUACAGUCCUGCAGUCUGGGGCCGGACAGGGGGAAAUGGCUGGAGGCACACCCAAAUCACAUUAUGGGGAACAGGCCUGGAAAGUGUGAUCCUGAAGGGGGAGCGUGGGCGAGGCAGGAGUGGCGAGAUGGCUGUAGACGACAUCACCCUGAGAAAAGCCUCCUGCUCAGAGGAGCACAAUCUGAGGAGACUCUGACUGACAGAACAGAGAAAGGCAGAAAGAAAACAAGAGGGAAAAUCAUCUCAAAGAGAAGUGACUCUGUUGUGACAACCCCUCACUCUGCCUGGGUUCUCGCUGAUCCCCCAGCACACCCCUCCCCAAUCCUCCUAUUCCUCCCAGCCAUCCUGCGAACGAUAUCCGAAAAAUUGUGCGUCUGCAGAACAGUGGGUUUCUCCUUCUUGACGGUCCAUGAAUAAAAAGACUGAAUCGAAUGUCAUGGGCUGAUCCCAGCAGCACACCUAGUCUUUUCAGCCUCCCUCUUACUCCAUCACCUUGUUACUCUGAAACCUGCAUGUACCUACUUACCAUGGAAAUGUCCUCCACCUAACACAGCCCUGGCAGCCUUCCAGCCACGCAGCUGAGAGGCCGUCACUCACUUCAUUUCUUUCUGGAGAGAGGAUCGUUCCCUUACGUAUGAGUCUGCUUCUACCUUGCUUUGAUCCCUUAACCACAAGCCAUUAAUUUUUAUUUGCUCAAUGUGAAAACAUGUGGCCAGAGGUGCUUUUUGUGACUGUUUUGAUCAGAAUAUCAGAGAUGAUAUACAUUUCUUUGAGGGUGAGAGAUUUUAAAAAAAGUAUAUAAAAGACAAAUUGUAUUUGUCAUAAUUUCUUUCAAAUCCAGAUGACUUCAAAUCUGAUAUAGCCCUUAACUAUAAAACCGAAUAGAGAGUCAGUUUAACCUUGCUUUUGUUGAUCCAAUCUGACUUUUCUUCUAUGACACAGUUUUGACUGAAACAGCGCAGCUUUUCUUUUGUUGUCUCAGUAUUUCAAAGAUCUGUUUGGUAGAAGGGGGUUUAAACAUUUAGGACCUUUUCUACCCCGAUCUUUUAUUGAAGCCUCCAAAAGUUGUUUAAACACUCGUGUUUUUCAGAUACUUGAAAUGUGUGAACAGAAUCAGUGUAUGAUUUUCGACACUUGCAAAUCAACAGUUACUUUCUAUUAUACAGUAUGUGCUUUGUUAUAUUAAGUGCAGUUUGUUAUAAAGACGAUACCAACAACUUUGUAGGCUUUCACAAAUUGUAUUAUUGUAAAUGUAGUUGUGUGUACAUACUCUAAAGAUCUACAAUCCCAUUUGUUGUGUGGUUUAUACGUUAUGUAAUUUCAUACAUCAAUAUUAAUUGGAUUUCAAAAUGGUUGGUAUUUCAACUUUUAAUGAAAGAACAUGUAUACAGAUGGAAACCUUGUGUAUUAGGAGGCUGUGUGUGCACAAAAUGUGUAUGUUCAUGUGUUAUGGUAUAAUGCUGUCUGUAACUUGGCAAGCACAUAGUUGCAUAUUGUAUGCUGUGAUAAUGAAGGGCAUCGGCUGGAAUUUUAAGGUUUUCUGUGUGCAUGGGUGCAUUCACCAAAUUCAGAUUUAUCCAGACCUGUAUGUAAAUAAAAUACAUUUGACUGAUA